This is a messenger RNA of Andrographis paniculata, 1291 nucleotides long. RefSeq lists its product as uncharacterized. Bases 14 to 1138 code for a protein of 374 amino acids. The transcript is spliced from 3 exons. Lineage: Eukaryota; Viridiplantae; Streptophyta; Magnoliopsida; Lamiales; Acanthaceae. The record is from RefSeq and is a predicted model, not a curated record.
CCAACCCCCACCAAUGGGGAAGCCACCUUCUUCAUCCCAAACCCAAACCCAAACCCAAACCCGAACCCAUUUCAGCCAUCCACACCCCCUGAAGCUCAUCUCCUCCCCCAAUUCCCAAACCCUAAUUUCAUCAGUCUGUGCAGGAUGCAAGAAGAACUCAUCUGGCCCGAUCUACAUCUGCACCAUUUGCACAACCUUCUUUCUCCACAAGAACUGCUUCGACAUGCCCAAGAAGAUCACCCACCCUUUCCACAAGGCUCAUCCUUUCUUCCUCUUGCCCGACCCGGCCUACGCCGAAGGGAUCUUCAGCUGUGAUGCCUGUCGGGAGCCUGGCAGUGGCUUCUCCUACCACUGCAAACCUUGCGGCAUCGAUCUGCAUAUACUUUGCGCCGCAAUGCCGCUCUCGGUUUCGCAUGCCUGUCACGUGCAUGAGCUUCAUCUUGCUUUUGAGAACCCUUAUGGUGGCAAGGCUUAUAGCUGUGAUAUAUGCAAGAACGAGGGUUCAAGCAAUACAUGGCUUUAUAGGUGCAAUUCUUGUGAAUUCGAUGCUCACUUAAACUGCACAAGAACACUUCAAUCUCCUCACCCACAAAUCAGCAAAAACUUCGAUGCUUUUCCCGCUCAUGGGCCGACGCCGAGCCCCGAAAUGUCAUACUUUAGAUCAGCUCCGCAGCCUCAUCAGGUCCCCAAUGGCGCGCCGCAUUUUGCGCCUCAUCCUCAUCAGCCAAACGUCUUUGCGAAUCCAAACAUCCCGGCCGCGGCAGCUUAUGGAGUUCCCGUCGGAGGAGGACAGGUCGCGCAGCCGUUUGGAGCAAACAGGGAAUAUGAAAUGAUCCUCCAAGCGAUUCAACAAAUGAACAACAACAAUGCAGCAAUGCUACAAGCCGUUAUGGCCGGAGGUUACGGCGGCAAUAGGGGGCCGCAAUACGACCAGAUGAUGCAAAUGAUCGCCGCUUUUAAUAAUGGUGGCGUUGGCGCCACCGGCGGCGCGAUGAACGCUUUCGGAAAUGGUACUGGCCAAUUGCUGCAAAGCUUGAUGAGCAGCGGCGGCGGCGGAGCUUUUGAUGUUUUGCAGAAUUUGAUCGGAGGAGGUGGUGGUGGUCUUGACUUCCUUGGUGGUGCAUUUGGCUUAGGCUGAAUAUAAUGUGUAUAUAUAUAUAUGUAUGUGUGUUCUUUUCUAAUUUAAUUUGAAUUUUGCAAUUUGGUAUGAUUGAACAAUUAAAGCUUUGGAAAUGCUUUUGGAUUGUAAAAAUAUAUAAGUCAUUCAAAUUUAUUCUCACUUUUCUGGUUA